Molecule: messenger RNA, 1705 nt
Organism: Python bivittatus (Burmese python)
Lineage: Eukaryota; Metazoa; Chordata; Lepidosauria; Squamata; Pythonidae
Gene: CCNQ
Product: cyclin Q
Biological process (GO): regulation of transcription by RNA polymerase II
Molecular function (GO): cyclin-dependent protein serine/threonine kinase regulator activity
Source: RefSeq, a predicted model, not a curated record
CGUGGACGCACAGCGCGCUCGGGCGCCGCUUCUCUGAUUCGGCGGGGAGGGAGGCUCCUCUUUCCGCCACGUCCCGGGCGCUUCGGGGUGGCCGCCACUGGCCGGAGGACAGCCCAGCGCGACUACCAGGAGGGGCGCCCUGGGCUGGUUCUCUGGAGCGAGUCAGAGGGUAGCCGCGGCGGGAGCGGGUGAACAAGCGGCGGGGGAGCAUGCCCGAGGGUGGUCCGGGAGAGGCUGGCGACUGAGCACGAGGCGCCGAGCUGCCAAGCGACGACCGGGAGACCGACUGAGCAGAGAGGGGCUCGGCGCCCGCUCUGGGUCUCUCCCCUGCUCGUGUCCGGGGCUUUCCGGGUCUCAGAUCGUCCGGCCAGCUCGGUGGCGGAGCGUAGAUCCUUUGAGACCAACCAACAUUCAUGAAUCCCACUAGAUUGCAGGAAACCAGCCAAGUAUCUGCAAAUGUCAGAAUUCACUUCAAAGUCUGCAGGUUCAUCAUGGAAGCAGGUGUGAAGUUAGGCCUGCGCUCUGUCCCUAUCGCUACAGCGUGCACCAUUUAUCACCGAUUUUUUAUGGAGGUGCCUCUGGAGCCAUAUGAUCCUUACUUGGUAGCUAUGGCUGCACUGUAUCUGGCUGGGAAGGUAGAAGAACAGCAUUUGCGGACAAGGGACAUCAUCAAUGUGAGCCACAGGUACUUGCACCCUCGGAGUGACCCCCUGGAGCUGGACACACAUUUCUGGGAGCUGAGAGACAGCAUUGUCCAGUGUGAGCUACUCAUGCUACGGGUGCUCUGCUUCCGUGUCUCCUUCCAGCACCCCCAUAAGUUAUCCCUGACAGAUGUCCUCCUCUUUAUGCAGUACCUUCUCCAUUAUUUACUGUCCCUGAAGCACUGGAUGAACCGGCAUAGUUGGGAACGGACCCCGGUGGCUGCAGCAGCUUGGGCUCUGUUGCGGGACAGUUACCAUGGACCCCUGUGCCUCCAGCACCCUCCACAGCAUAUUGCUGUGACAGUCCUUUACCUUGCUCUGCAGUGUUACGGGGUGGAGGUACCUGCUGACGCUGAAGCAGAGCGGCCGUGGUGGCAGGUGUUCAGUGAAGAUCUUUCCAAGCCUGUCAUUGACCAGAUAGUCUUGGAACUGAUACAGAUCUACACGUUGGAUGCAGAGAUCUAAGUGCACUAUGAAGAGAAAGACUUCCAGCCCAGGGCCUCUAGUGAAUUGGCAUGUUUCAAGCUGGGAUAGUGGUGGAAGUAUUAUCUACACUUGAAGGGACUGGCACCAGAGGUGCAUCCCGUUCUUUUGAGACAUCCUGUUGAACAGCAGUGGAGUUGAACAAGUGAAGCACCUUGAUAGUGCUGGGUAUCUCCCGAUUCACUUUCCAGUGUGGAAUUAAUCUGGAACUCAUCUUCCUCUCCCACCAAAGAAGGAUGUUCUGAGCUGAAGUUUGUGGAAUGAUGAAAUGAGUGAAAAAGAUUCUUUUCUUCACCUAUUUCAAGUAAAAUGUGUUGGCCGGACAUUUAACUUGUUUCUGGAAUAAUUUCCCAAGCCUGAGUGCAAGCACUGCUUUGUGCUGACCUUGUUACGAAAUUAGUUGGGUGUGUGGCGUAUCAGAACCAAUAGGUAAACCCUCUGUGUGGUGCAGUAGUAUCUGAAGGGUAGUCUGACUCCAUUGUUGUGUUUUCUUCAGUUCUAGAGUAAAAAAGGAAGCUUCA